AGCGAUGGCCAUUCUACCAACGACAGAGUUUUCAAUCCGUAUGCAAGUGCAAGAACGGCAAGAAGAAGAUCUUACUAGACAUUCUCCGUAGUUUUAGUUACGGCAAAGCGUAUUUUAUCGUCAUGCACCAGCAGUACCAAUCUGAAAAAUUAAGAACAUCAACAUUUUGUCAUGACAGCACAACAAGAACUAGAAAUUCCAUAAUUGAGAAUAUAUAAGAAACCUAUAACGCAACAACGUUAAUGUCCUUGCUCUACAGAAAAAUGUCCACCCCACCGUCGGGUCGUGGUCGCACCGACCACUUCCUUUCGUCAAAAAAUCGAAAAAAAUUGUCCGUCAAAUCGAUUGGCCUAGUCAGCUUGCUUUCGAAUGCGACUGAGUUUGUCCUUGCGGCGCCUCCAGUUUCGUAUUAUGCGUCGCAUUCCAGCAAGAACGUUCCACGCAUGUGGACAAGACAUUCGCCGAAAGCUCGUACUAGUCAAGAACGAGAACUACGUGUACUUCUUACAUCUUCUAGUGAGGCUGUCGUUUCUAGUGGUGCACGUGCAGGAGCUGAAAUAUCGACACAACCAGCAAAGACGCCACAGGACCGAAGACGAAGAGCCGUUUCGUUCGACAAGACGAGUGUGACAGAUGUUGUAGCAUCAGCAGAACAUCCAGCCCUAGUAGAGAAAGUAGAGAACCUCGAUCUACUAGACGGCGUGGUCUCAAAGAAGGUUCUUGGCAAGAAACCUGCUACUCCUACUAGGAAGAAGAAGAUGGAGCGGACGUCGUCGCUUCUGACUGGUGCUGAAACAAGAAGGAACAAUAGCACACAUACACAAGAGCAUCAAAAUGAAAAGGUUGCGGAAAUAAAGGUCGAUGCGCAUCGACAUCAAGAUCAAGUAGAACCUAAGGAACUUCCAACUCCUUCAAUUGCAAGGACUAGUAGAACUAACAAGACGACGAGGACGACCUCCUCAUGGCAACCCAGUUUGUCGAUUAAGCCCCUAGAGCAGGAAGAUGUGUUUUGUGCAUGCAGGCAGCUGAUCUCGCAACUGUCAACACAAGUGCCGAAGCUAGAGGGCACGGCGCCAAUGACCGAUAUAGCGCAGCAAGAAGAACAUGUAGUGAAGAUCAGCGAUGCCGAAAUUCUUGAUGUCGCAGCAGAUGAUGUCGCUUUUACUGAAGGACGGAGCGCUGUCGACGAUAGUACUGAAUCGAAGGAGGUACUGCAGCUGUGCUUAUUGUUUUGUCAUUCUGUUUUUGUCAUAAUUCUGGGCUUCAAUUCAUAAUGUAUGUAGGCCUUCCUGAUAUUCCUUUGCGACGGGAACAUCCUUCGAAAAGAAAGGAUCGACUCAUAUACUCGCAGGCAAUACCGAGCUUAUUCCUCCUACAAGAAUUUGUCUCGACAUUGAUGAAUUUUUAAUUACCUCAAGGAGGAGUUUCCAAUUUCGAGGCACCCAAGUGUCCUUGAUAUUGUUUAGUCUCCUAGGUAGUACAUGUAAGACUAUGUGAGACUCAUGCCAUGCCAUGUAUGUCAACGUGGUGGUUAAACUGCACAACUACAACAUCUUCGUGAUCAGUGGAGUAUUUGUAUGCAUUGCUUUUCAUUUUUCCACAGGAGGCAGCAGCAGCGAAGAAAAUUGAGCAAAGAGCGAAAGCAAAACCAGUUCUGGUUCCCGUAGCCCGGGCUCGCUCGUCAACUGGAGGCAAUGCGCGUUGGUGUAGACGUUUGCUUGCUAACGAAUCGAAGCAAGUGCAACAACAUACGAAAUCCUCCUCUUGUCCGGCAACAGAAAGAAGUAGAGACCAUGUUAUUGCAGCUGCUCGCCAGACAAGUGCACCAGAGACAACGCGAGCAGGCGAUGUUGAGCAUGUCGUUGCGGCAACGCCUUUCGCUGCCCUUCUGUCGGACCCAACUCCUUCGCAACAGUUAGUUUUUGGAGAUGUCACAAGGGUGUUACAGCGUCCUCAAAAGCCUGAACAGCUGCAACCUAGCGUCUUCAGACCUGUGCCGCUCCGUCCCCCUCCAGGACUGACUCUGCCUAGUCCUCCUGAACGACCUGAGUAUUUCAACAUUUCCACACCAAAAGAAGUACUUGCAGGAGGUGCAGAAGUAGACGCUUUUCUUCCUCAUGCUCUACUCCUUCCUCAAGGGACGAUAAGCGCUGUUCUUGGAGCUGCUGUUGUACGUCACCCAAUUGAUCAUGACUAUGAAUCUUCUAGGUCCUCGUCAACGUCAUCUUCACGACCUCUAAUGUCAUCACCUCCUCCUAGCAGUCAUGUUGAUGGUCCAGCAUCCUCUCCAGAGAUCUCUCCUUCGACUGUUGAUGCAGAAUAUCGAGAUGUUUUUCUCACACCGCAAGAGGAGGAAGAGGAGAGACCGCAAGGUCGUGGAGAUAAACUACGGCACGCAGGCAGAGAACAAAGCACUAGGAGCGCCAGCAGCCCUUUGCAAUUUAUCCCUGAACAGGAAAUGGGGCGACCACACCUUUUAGAUCAUAUUACACCGAAGGCAGUGGCAGACGCAGACGCAGACCUAGUAAUGCAAACAAGAAGCAAGAACAAGAUGAAAGCAUUGAUAGAAUCGGUUCGCCCGGAUCCUAUCGAGACAUCUUUUGCGACUUCUAGUCCGGAGGAAGAUGAAGAGGGCGUGGCAGGUGCCACUGGCAUGUUGAAAUCCUCAAAGAGCAAGUCCUCUCCUGCCUCAAAGUUGAUGAGAAAUGAGAGCAAAGCGUCGACACGGUCUACGACAUCUUCAGCCUCUACUGCUCUGCCGCCAUCGACAUCGAGCAUAUGUGGUUCUAGCCCAGGUUCGAGGCUGGACUCGUCCAAGCGUGGGAUCCUAUGCUUUCCCUCCUCAGCAACGUCUUCGGGAUCUUCAAUGCCUCACCCUAGAAAAGCAACAGGAAGUGCCACGAGUGGUAGUCUUGAACAACUUCACUUUUCAACACGUGGAGAGCGAUCAUUGGGGAGCAGCGAUUUAUUUGAUUGCCAACCCUAUCCGUUCGGACACGGUUUUUACACGAGCUCGUCUGAGAGAACAAGCACUCCACCUGGGCUCUUUGAUCAAGGGUCCUCUAGUGAGCAGGUAGAUCCGGAGCAGUUCAAUUGGUCUGGUAGCUUUAGGAGCGACCAAUCAGGUCGUUCAUUAUUUGAACAAGCGCAAGCACUGCAACCCUUCCGUAGAUCGCCUGGGCCAGCAUUAUCCUCGUCAGCCUCGACUACCCCACAGUCAGGACCCGCACCUUCGCCUCCUCCGCCGGUUAGGCUGCCUACUUUGGAGGAAGUAAAACAACUACAAGGUGGAGGAACUGGCACAACUGAUGAUGCUCAUCUUGUUGCUGAUCUUCAUUUAGGACUCGUCCCGUAUAGUUUAUGGGGUGCGAAAGCGAAUAACACCUACCAGGAUGGACAGGAUCAUGGACACUUAAUAUUGCCACUGCAACCUCCAGCGCUAAGUGAAGCUGAAGCUAGAAGCGUAGCAACCUCAGAGCAUGAGGAGGAUGAACAAGACGAACGAGCAAAGCUUAUUGAAAGGCUGAGGCAGGAGCAAGCGGAGGAGCAGAAGCAACUAGACAAGGAACUGGACAGACAAAGGCGCAGAGAGGCGUCCGGAGUUUGCUCCUUCAGCCAAGGAGGAGGAGCAGAAAGUGACUGCCCUUCAUCAAGCGCUCCUUCGUCGCCUACGCGGCGUGGGACCGAACCAAGACUCAUGCACACGCAACCGGAAAAAUUUAGACCACGUCUGCUGCCUUCUGGAAGUACUAGUGGCGACAGCGCCAGUGAGGAGGACAACAGCAGCGGUCACAUUCCACUAGUAGAUGGAAGAACUGAGUUGCGGGACAGAAAUGCCGGGACCAUGGCGGUGCUGGGAACUUUGAUGAAUAAAGCAAAAGCAAUGGAGUUGAGCAAGCUGGCUGGUGUACCAUACCUUCACGAUGGCCAACCUGUUCAUCUUCACGGUCACGCUGUAGUGACUGGCAACCAAGAUUCACCGGGAGGAGCUUCUGUUGCUUCUGCUUCUUCUGAUGAACAGCUACCUACUGGCUUUGCGCGGUUGUCGACCGAUGCGCCGCUAAUCGGUGGCCCGAAAAGUAGAACAAGAACAGGCAGCUUCGCAGUUGGUACUCCAUGGGUGGCCGAUGACGAUGUUGCUGAGCCGUAUUAACAGCUCUUUGGCUCUGGCGGGUGAUCAAUGGAGGGAGGUCUAGUGUGAUGCUAUUGGGUACAUGUGUGGGUGAGAGUGUGCAAAUUGGCUUCUUUCUUUUCUCCCGCCUUACCCCAGAGAGCAUUCUUCCCGCUGUGCUCGUUUUGAUUACUUAUUUUCCUAGUGCAGGGCUAGUGCUCUCGCUCUGUCUACUGUGAUUAAUCGCCGUCGAGUUUUUCACACAUAUGCAUCCUACAUAUCACUACUUAACCUUAAGUACCUUCGACUAUGACCUUGUCGAAAAACUUGCUUCGUCUCUUGGAUUUGAUAUUUUUAAUUGAUUUCAAGUUGUUGUUGCUCGUUGUUGUUGUUUUGGUCGCCUUGACCGAUGGGCCGCGAUCAGCCUGAGCUCGAAAGUCGAAGCCUUAGGUUCAGCACGGUAACGUUGUACACAACAUGGUCUUCGAUCAUAGUCGUGUAGGGUAGCGUUUGUGCAAGUAAAUGAGAAUUUAAAAUGACAUGUAGCCUCUCGGAAACGGGCUUAGCUGCCAAGUAUCUUCCUUGCGUGUAGUUGAUGAAAAUGAGGCUAUCAUUACAGGAACCACCGGUGCGAGGUGUCAUAGCUAAAAUUCAGUAGGCCUAGCCUAUGAUAUCAUGUCGCAGUGAGGUAUAAUGGGGCAAUUUCAAUCACCACCGUCAAGAACAAGAAGAUCGAGAGGAAUGACUCAUCGUGAAAGGAUAACGAUUGCAUCAUGCAUAUAUCUUUGACUGUCGCUGUAUACACUCUAGCUGUGAAUUUCAAAUCUUCAACUUGAACAACUUUAAGGUUAGACUACUUUGUGAAACAAUUAUUUUAUCAAAAAAUGGUAACAUUUACAACAUUAUACACUGUGCAAUGCUCCUCCAUCUAUCUGCUCUAACUAGUAUGUGAAGAUACCGAGGCCUGUGAAGAUGUUCAGCCUAGUGCCGUCGAAUGAAGACCCACACUGCAUCUAGUUGCAUGUUUUCGCCCAUGGGAAUCUGGUUGACGUGAAGCCAUUUCGUUUAGAACAUUUAUGUUGGUAUCUAAAUUUGAUUUUGAAUUUCAUUUUCUUCAUAGGCCCAAUUACAGCGCAGAUUCAUUGAGAACAGAUUUCAUCCUUGUAGUAAUUGAUCAAGAUAUCAAGAACAAGGUUUGAAUUUCACUUCCUGUUAUCAUUAAUAGCAAUACCCCCUGAGUGCCUUUGAACGGUCGCGGUGUCUUUGUAGCCCAUUUUGGUGCCUCAAGCAACACCUAGAUGCAUGCAACAAUCAAGUGGUUAAGAUCCAUGACAAAGAUGAACGAGUCUUCAAUACAAGAAUUACUGCAAGAAAUACAGAGGCGAAGAUCAUGAAUCCAAGAU
Amoebophrya sp. A25 is the source of this 5514-nucleotide messenger RNA. The record is from the annotation of a GenBank genome assembly. Lineage: Eukaryota; Dinophyceae; Syndiniales; Amoebophryaceae.